GCAAAAUACAACAACAAUUCUAAAGUGUUCUCUUCGGUCCGCUGUGCAAUUAAACAAUUUCGCCUGCUUACACACAGCUGUAAGAUAAUAAGAGCACACUUUGCAAAUAUCCAAAUAUUAAAGGGACAGGCAGUGUGUUGUUAUCGUUUUAAUUACCAAACCCCGAAAGGAAAAACGCCGAGAAGGUCAAAAAAAUGUACACAGGCGCAUACCUGCGCCCGUGUGCCUGUGUGUAUGUGCGUGUGUGUUUGUGUGCGUUUGAGUGCGCAGAAAGUUAUACAGCUGCCAUCGACUGGCGUAUUUAUCAAUAAAUAACUAAGGAAAACUCCAGUUACUGGGUAAUUUUGCAGCUCCGUGCGCACACAUUUCCGUAUUCCGUUAUUCUGGCGAUUUAAUCCCAAACCCCGUGCCCGGAAUUCAUGACUUCGAAGGAACCUACGUAAAUGCCACGGACAGAGAUUGUCGAUUCGAGCAGGAGGUGAGCCACUGACGACAGGCCUGUCAAGUGCAGCAGGAGUCCCGAGUGAUACGCAAUAGGUGGGCCCACCCCGACUCCCAAUAUCUCAUACCAUUUAAAAAUAAGGAGAAAUCGUUAAAAAUCGUGAAGAUAGUCAGAAGGAAUCGAAAACACAGCGGCAUAGCACUUGCAGCCGCGGUGGCGACCACACGGCGGCUGGGCAGCUGGGCUUCCUAGGAAAACCGAAGAGAGGCAACAGUUUAUUCGAAGAAUUCGAAUGGCAUUAGUUUGUUUCGCUCUUUGCAUGCCACCAACCGAAAGAAGAUGAACAAUGAACAAACGCCGUCAUCAUCGGACACAUCGGCGGAUCGUUUGGGAUCUGGUGGAGCAGCUGCCAAGCUGCCCACGAUCAUACCAGACACGCCCAUCGUCUCGAUUGCCGCUGGAACGAUGAGCGAAAGCACUACGACGACCACCGUCACCAAAACUACGCCGACGCCGUUCCCGCAGGAAAAAAUUAAGACCAUGAUGUCAGACCAUGUGGCCCAGAUGAAUGCGCAGUUUGACGAGGCCUCCAAAAGCCAGGAAGCCAAAGGUGACGACGGUCAGAGAGCUGCUGCGACAGUGGCUACCAACCAUGUAGCAACUAGCAGCAGUAGGGACAGUGACCUCAAGAAAUCAUCAUCCCCUUGUAAUAGCCAUAGUACUACUAACCAUGCUGCAGAUGCUGCCAAAGGUUCAGCAGCAGCGAACGCAGGAGAUUCACCCUUCUCACAGGUCUUCGCCAUGCUAAAGGAUUCGCCAAGUGCGGAACUGUCGCGACCAAACCGCAGAGUCCUCCAGUAUGGGGCCACUGCCAAGGGCAAGACCCAGGAUGAUCAGAAUGUCGGCAAGCGACAAAAGAAGAAAAAGACAAAAUACGAUGCUUGGGAAGAUAGCGAUUUUAAUGAUCUCGACGACGCAUCAUUGAAGAAACUUCUCGAGGAGGCCUAUUGGUAUCGAAAUCCUGGGGACAAGAAGAACAAGAGCGAGCGGUUUCUGCAAAUGCUCAAAAAGGCUGAGUACGACGAAGAGAUCUCUUAUCGUGCCAUCAAAUCCUGCCUCACACUCAACCAAUCCGCACUAGCGUCCAGUGCAGCAGCAGGCUCGAGCAGCGGAAGCAGCAGUAGUGCAGGGCACAACAGCAGCUACACCUCUACCAAUCACCGCUCCACGGAUUCUGCGCAGCGGCAUAAGCAGGGCGGCUCCCUGCAGGAUCUCGUCGAGGCAGCGCACCGCAGUGAGCUUGCUACCACCUCGGCGGCAGCUGCUGCAGCGACUGCGGCGACAACGGCAGCAACCCAACGUUUCAACUGUGAUUACCAGCUGAGUGGCCGCUCCAAUCGCCGCCAGCAGCAGCACAACCAAAACGCCAUUUCCUCCGCAUCCUCAUCCAAGAAGAUCAAGAACUCAUCCGUCUCGGGCAGGCAACGUGAAGGAGGCAGCCUGCCCAGCAGCGUUAACUUCGAGCCGGCAGUUGCUAUGGAUGCCAAGCAGCAAAAGCAGCAGGCUCAGCUCUCUUCUGAGGCUCCUGUAGGUUCUGGAUCAGGAUCCAGUGGCAACAAACACCACCAACGCAGCAGCUCCGGCAGCUGCAGCAGCCUGCCAAGUCAGCUUAGUGAACGCGAUCCAGAGGCUGCCAUCCUUUUCGACAUGGAUGAGGACGCGGACGGUAGCAUCGUUACCGCCGAACAACGCGACUACCUGCUAAAGCAACUGGAGUUACAGAGCUCCACCAUGAAGUUCCUGCUCGACGCCAUAACCGGCAAGCAGAAGCAGCCGGCGGAGGCCAGGGAUGCCGGUCCCGGUGCCGGUGCCGCCAAAGAGUUCCUAAUCGACGAUCCGCUGCACUUCUCGGUCCUGGAGGUGUCCGCCAGAAGCCAGCUUCAGCAGCAGCACUAUCUGGCCUCUCUAUCUGGACAGUUUGGGAACGGCCUGGAGGAGCAGAAGCGCAAGGUUGAGGCCGGAUACGUGUCGCUCAACGACAACUACACGGCCUGCUCCUCAGUGUACGGCGGCGGUGCUGGUUCGCCAGCUGCCAUCGAGGUCAGCAAACCCUCGACCUCCUCCUCGACCUCCGCGUCGGUCAGCGGCAGCAACUGCGCCACCACUUCCGACGCGCUUUCUAGCGAUUUGCGUCCCGCAAAAAUUGGACGUAUGGUAUCUGCAACAGCAUCGCCUGCAGCUGCACCGAUGGGUGGAAAGGCUAGUACGCGCCAGCUGGAUGAGAAUGGAAAUGCAUUAAGCGAUGGUUUUGGCGGCAACGCAGCCAGUGGAGUCGCCACCAGCAGCAACGGAAGCAAUGGAAAUGGAAAUCAGACUCAGACUCUUAUAACCACCACAGUGGGAGCCAGUGCACCCACUACGUCGUCUGCCCACCGUCAGAAUAGCGCUUCUACUCUACUCUCUACGGGCACCAACACCACGUCCACGGCCACGGCCAUGGCAGCGUUGACUGCAUCAUACAGUAAGCUGCAGCAGGUAUCGGGAGGAGGUGCUGUUGCUGCUGCACCUGGAACUGGCAUUGGUCUGCAGCAGCCCACCAAGCAGAAAGCAAAGAAGAAGUCGCAGCAGGAACGCAACACCACGACUGUAGAUGUGGAGUCUGUGGCUGGAUAUCGCGGCAAUGAUCCUGUUGAGCAACUGGUCAAAUAUAUCGAGAACGAUGUCAACGGUGGCAGCAGUGCGGCGGGACAGCGGAAGAAAGAUCGCAAGAAGCAGAAUAAGCUGAAGAAGAGCAACUCAUUGGAAGAGCUGCGUAGCUGCUCAAAAAUGGAAGUUGACGAUCUGAAGCGCCAGUCGGCGACCACAGAUAUGAUGCGCCAGAAAAAGGGAACAAACAAUGCCGCCUCGGUUGGUUCAUCUUCCUCGGCAUCCGGUUCCUCUAGCAGCGGCAAACAGAACUCGGCCUCCGUGGCGGACAUAAGCAAGAACUACAACAAGGAGCAGCAGCAGUCAGUGCAAGUCAGAAAUAGCAAUAAUCCGGGAUCGCAGCAGCGUAAGGGCGAGCGGCGAUCGUGGGGCACAGAGGAGUUGCAGUACUUGGGAGAUCAUCAGGAAAUAUCCUCCGCCUGGUCGGAGCCAGAGACUCUAGGCCAGAAGCCAUUGCCUCUGGCGCUGCCUGCCUUAGCCCGCAUGUCCGAGGUGGAUGCCCUCAACACCGUUCUAACGGAGACCGCCGAAUUUCAUGUUGUAACCAAGAAGAAGAAACCAAAGAAGCAGCGUGCUGUUACAAUGGACGAUGCGGCUGUGGCUGCAGCUGCCACAACCGGCGGCAAUUUGCAACGCAUGCAGCAGAUCACCAAGUCAGCUUCCUCUAACAUGAUGUCCCAGCGGAUGCAUUACUAUGCCCCGUACAAUAGCAACAACGGAGGAGGUAAUGGAAAUUAUAAACAGCAACAACAAUAUCAGGAGCAUUACCAGCCUCAGCAGGGUCAGCAUCACCAUCACCACCAUCAUCAUCACCACCAUCAUCACCACCACGGCGGCUCGGCGGUCUCCAACCAGGUGGACAGCUCACGUCGCAAGUCUACGUCGUCGAUGCCUCCAUCGGAGAAAUCAGAUUCCAGUGAUCUCGACUCGGUCCACUCGCUGCCCAUCCAGACGGGUAAAAAGAAGAGCCUUGGCGGUGGCAACAAUAAACAGCGUGCGGCGCAGGCCGCCAGUCAGCGCCAGUCCAAACAGAACGAUUCUCCAGCUCCUAUUUCAUAUGCCGAUAUCGCACGAAGCAAACAGGAGGCUCUAAACAACGCUACGGCCAGCGAUACAGAGUUGGAGCUGGGCGACAAGUUCCAGAGCAAAAGUGGUGGAAAAUUCAAGUCGAGGCCCGACUUUCCAGAGCUGCCGGGUGCUACUACGCCAGUGUCUGGAAGUGGUUGUGCCACCAACCAGCCUACAGUUGCCAGCAACUCAAACACCGCGCCGUCCUCGUCCAGUUCGAUCAGCUAUUCCCAGAGCCUGAAUGCCACGCCUGCCAGCAGCAGUAGCGAUGCAGAGUCCACCAAUUCCCCAGAGUUGAAAGCUCAGGGGCCUGCCAGUAACCUGACUACGCCCACUCUGCCGGCGGCCUUGAGCAGCAGUACCAGCAGUUCCGCCGCCAGCACCUCUUCCACAUCAUCUUCGCCGCCAGCUCUGCAGAAAUCCAAGAGCGUGGAGCACGAUGCCAGCUACAGCUGCAACAGCAGCAAUCUGGACCAACAGUAUCCGGCGCUGGAGAAGACCGUCAAGAGGCAUAGCACCAACAAUGUGUCGGUGGCCACAUCUGCAUCAGUCUCAUCUUCGUUGUACAACUUCGCAGCAGCAGCCAAGCAACAGGUGGUGGAGAAAGUCUUUUCGACCACAACUCUGCCUACAGCAGCAACAACUACCUCAACUGCAGUCGCAGCCACAGCUCUAGCUACAGUUCCUGGUUCGUCCUCAUCCUUAACUCACGCGUUGACUCAAGCUUCGACUCCAUCUCCUGCUUUAGUUUUAUCCUCAGCCAAGGCAAAGGUCAAGCCAAAGGAAUUAUCUCCCAGCAGCGUCAAAAAGCCAACGAAGCCUAGUCAAGAAGAGUCUUUAAUCAGUCUGUCCACCACGCCCAAGGCGACCACCAGCACCAGUACGACUACCACGCAGAAGACCACCGCUGCCACGCAGACAGAGGGUGCAAAGAAGCUGAUCAGCGGCAUCCACAAGCUGCCCAGCAGUAGCUGUAUUGCUAAGGGGUCUGGGGCCGUUUCAGAAGUCACUGCUGGCAGACGUGCUGUAAUUAUACUUAACGAUGAUCGCGAUGCUGGCAGAAGCAACAACGAGUUCAUCUUUGGUGAUUUUAACGAGGAUGAAUUGAAGCUCUUCGAUGAUAGCGUGGAGGAUGAUGAUGACGACCAGAACAAACAGGCCUCAAAUAAACAGCAGCAAACGGAGUCUGAAUCGGACGUAGGCCAAGAUGACACCGAAGACGCAGACCAAGAACAUGAAAAAGAAGUCGAAAACAAGACAAAACGUGCAGAGAAACUGGAGUCGCAGCAGGAUGUGAGUAGUAACGAUAAUCGGCUGAAUGACUCAGGUGCCUCUUCGGAUGCAGUCAACAGCCCAGCCAGCCUCCAUAUGCUCUCGAUUUCUGCGGAGGAGGCUCAAUCGUCGCCGAAUGCAGGGGCAACCGCUACCUCAUCGAGUGCCGUCAGUCUUAUUAACUCGUCCACGCCAUCUGGUUCGUCAUCCGCAUCGGCGAGCACUUCCACCUCAUCUUCCUCCGUGUCGAUUUCAGCGUCCUCGAGCGGCAACGGUGCCGCCUGCCUGGCAUCAAUUUCAGGUAUGCUUGGAGGAGUUGCCAAUCAGUCGGGAGAUAGUGGCAUUUAUGCUGCCGCCAAUACUUCCAUUAAGGAGCACGUCAACAAUUUCCUAUGUAAGGCCAGGACCAGUGAAGAGACGCUCCCAAGUGCCAGCUCCAUUUCGAUGCAGCAGCUUGAAACGUGCAACGAUAUUGAAGCGGCAAUCAUUGCCGCCGCACGUGCUGCUGCCGCUGCCCGAAGCACUAGCUGCAGUCGUAGCAACUCACAAGAUCAGGAGACAACUCAUUCGCAAGGUAACACAAAGGCGAAUCCCAAUUCCAAUAUGGAGGCGAAGGUUGCCCUGCCUGUGUUCCUGACUUACAACGACGACGACGAGGAAGACGAUGAAAGCUUGCAGGAACUAAGCUUCUUGGCUGACUUCAAGGCGGAAUCAGUCACGGCGGAGGAAGUUACUCAGCAGCAUUCAGAACCUUCGCGGUCGGCAGUAUUGACAAACACAGAAUUGAUCGUCGACUACAUCGCCAACUCCUGGAAUGCCAUUGCCAGUAGCAAGUAUGUGACAUACUAUAAAGAUCAGGAGCAGGAGACCUAGGAAUCACACGAAUCAGCAGUAGCUGCAACAUCACCGACACAUUUGAAAGUAGGAAAAUCGUCGGUAACAGCAGAGACACCAGCAACACCAAUCACUAUAGCAACGUCAGCAGUAUCGGCAGCAAUUUAACGAGAGCACUCAACAUCGUCAGGAAACACGAGAAGAGUUUAGUUUGAAUUGCAUGUUCUGAUGUUUAUAUAUAUUUUUUUUAAUUUGUGCUGGGUCAUCGUUUAUACAACAACCGAUAUCGUACAUACACUAUAAAUAAUUGCUAUACCAAUA
Drosophila eugracilis is the source of this 6643-nucleotide messenger RNA. RefSeq names its product pneumococcal serine-rich repeat protein. The coding region runs from base 782 to 6361 and encodes 1859 amino acids. NCBI's taxonomy places the organism in Eukaryota, Metazoa, Arthropoda, Insecta, Diptera, Drosophilidae. The record is from RefSeq and is a predicted model, not a curated record. The transcript is spliced from 8 exons.